GUAACGUUCAGGCUGAGACGCAGCUUCGAAACCGCGUUAAAACGUCAUUGAUAAAGAAACAAAACGUUUACAGGUCUUUGCGUUUGUUUUCUCAUUAGAAGCGUGUACUGGAUAUUUAGCAGCAAUUGUGGACGUGUAAUCCUGAAAGCUUUCAGGAUGUUUCCAGCUGGUGGAUCAUUUCGUGGCUCCAGGGGAGCCUCUUUUGCAAAAAUCCUCAUGAAGAAUUUGCCUGCCUCACCAGGACGUGAAUUAUACCAACCUCUGUCCACCUCGGAUUCUCCUGACAAGGAUGUCUUUGACCAUCAAGGGAAAAAUACAUUUAAGCACGGUCCUGCUGCCAAGCCGACAGCUUCACCUGAAAUCCUGAUUGACAGAUACAGGAAAGGGGAGACGAACCCUGUGUCUUUGCUUCAUCAGCUUGCCCAGACUUUGCAGUUCCACCUGGAACUGAAGGAAACUGUGACCACAGGCAACAUAACAGGGCUUUAUUUUGCCUUUUGUGUGGUGAUUGAUGGGAUCGAGUACAAGACUGGCAUGGGAAUAACAAAGAAGGAGGCUAGGCGCCAAGCUGCGGAGCUCGCUCUGCAGGAGCUGCUGCCCACCUUGGGAAGUCUGACGUCUGUCCUCCCUGACGCAUCAGAUGUUCCUCCACCACUGCCAGUGAAAGAGGAGCCCUCCAUCUCCAACAUACAUUCUCAUAGAGCCACUCGUGACACAACGAGUUCUGUCAACCUCCAGAUUCCACACGCUGUCAGGGAUCAGCUCACCAAACUGAUGAACAGCCACCCACAGUUCUUUGCCUGUGCAGGCACCACAGCAGCAUUCAUCAUUCAGACUUCCAGCGGAUGCGAGGUGGUCGCUCUAGGCACGGGCAGCUUCAAUACCAAAGAGGACACCUCAGCGAGUGGGCGGAUUGUACACGAUUCACAUGCAGUAGUAACUGCAAGGAGAUCACUUAUGAGGUUCCUGUACCGGCACCUGCUGCUGUUCUUCAGCAAUCACGCCAAUUUGAAGGAGAAGUCCAUCUUCCAAAAGAACAGCAGCAGCGGCCUCCUCAGCCUGAGGAGUGGCAUCACCCUGCACCUCUAUGUGAACCAACUACCAAAGGGUGCCGCUCAGAUUCCCUCCACGCUGCGCCUGAACCCGCUCUCCAUUUCAGCAUGGCAAGUCAACAAUGAGAUCAGCCUGCACCUGUCAGUGGAGGGCAAGGUGUUCUCAGUUUUCUCGUCAGCCUUUGAUCACUCUGCCUCCAAGGCAGUCAGCAUGUCCGCCACAGACAAGCUCACUCAGUGGCAGGUGCUAGGAUACCAGGGAGCCUUGCUCAGCCACUUCAUCGAGCCCGUCUAUGUCCAAAGCAUCCUCAUAGGUGACCUUGGCUGCAGUGAUAUCCGUGGCAUGAAAAUGUCUGUGAGCCAGCGUGUGGAGGGGAUCACCUCCCAGCUGCCCAUGUUCUACUGCAUGAUGAGGCCCCACAUCAGCCUGGUGCCCUCUGUGGCUGCCAACAGCACCGACAAAAGCCAGUCGACCUACUGUAUCAACUGGUGCGAAGGAGACAGCUCUCUGGAAGUUGUGGAUGGCCUGGAGGGCAAGACCAUAGAGGAAUCCCCCUUUAAGAGUGGCUCUGCUCUUGCAAGCCGUCUGUGCAAAGCCGCGAUGCUGCACCGCUUCAAGUUGGUGGCCAAAGAGGCCCAGCGGCAGGACCUGCUGGCCACAAGCUCCUACAGAGAAGCCAAGAGGAUGGCGAAGCCGUACCAGGAGGCCAAGAACGUGCUGAGGGCGUACCUGUACAAACAGGGCUUUGGUUCCUGGCUGGUCAAGCUGUCGGUUAGUGAUAACUUCAGCAUGUAAAAAAAAAAGAAAAAAAGAAAAAACACGUUAUCACUGAAAGCCAUUGUGUUCAGAUUUUUAAAAUCAAGUUCAGUUUACAACAAUCAGUUGUUUCUGUGAGCCUUUACCAAGCUAGUAAGACAUUUCUGUUGUGUUUUCUGAAGAGAUUAGAGUUAAUCUCUGUUCAUGUUUAAGAGAGGUUUUGUGUUUGUGAACUCUGUUUGUGGUCUGUGACCCUCAGGGCUAGGUCGGGUUUUCAAAAGAGGAAUACAGAUACUUUAAAUUUGUAUAAAAGAGACAUUUGUAGAGGCAAACAACUUCUGUUGCAGCCCACUACAGACCUUAAUCAGGGUAAUAGUUAUUUUGUUCAUUGUUUUACUGUUGAAUUAUUUUAAAGUAUUACAUGCUUUUGUGUGUAAUCAUAAUGACCAUGUACAAUGUGUAAUCAUAACUUUGGUUUGCUACUUGUGAACUUCUCAUUAUGGCCCUGAGGGCUCUGGAGUAUUUAAGUUAAUGAGGUCAUGAUUGUUUCAUAAAAGACCUGAGUUUGGUCUCAAUAAGUUACUGUUUGUGUUUUCCACUCUUUGGAGAAAAUAACAUUUUUGGUCCAUAUUCAGCCGUUUGACU
Messenger RNA from Epinephelus moara (kelp grouper), 2454 nucleotides. RefSeq names its product adenosine deaminase domain containing 1 (testis-specific) (gene adad1). The coding region runs from base 157 to 1848 and encodes 563 amino acids. The record is from RefSeq and is a predicted model, not a curated record. Gene Ontology annotation, molecular function: tRNA-specific adenosine deaminase activity; double-stranded RNA binding; double-stranded RNA adenosine deaminase activity. NCBI's taxonomy places the organism in Eukaryota, Metazoa, Chordata, Actinopteri, Perciformes, Serranidae. Gene Ontology annotation, biological process: RNA processing; adenosine to inosine editing. The transcript has 13 exons. Gene Ontology annotation, cellular component: cytoplasm; nucleolus.